UGUUCCUAAAGGCUGGAGAAGAAAAGGAAUUCCAGGAAAAUCUGCUAGAAUUCGGAAAGGGGGCACUCACGAGGGGCGUUAUCGUAAAUCUCAUUGCCCCUUCGAGUGGAAGGAGGUGUGACAGUCCUGCAGCAGAGAACACACUGCUACACCUCACCCCCUUCUCUUAACUCUCCUGCUUUUCUGAUUGGUUCAAGCCUAGCCUUGUACACUCCCCCUUUUCUUCAGCACACAAACAUUCUCUGACUGUCUCCUCCCAUCCUGCACUGUUGUUUUCUAGGAAACCUGCAAGAGCUCUGGGCAAAGCUGUUGUUUUGGCUGCUUUUCUUGGUUCAUUUGAGUGGAGAUCUCCAGUCUGAUUUCUCAAUCUGCAGGAAUACUGCUUGACCUCACCUCAGUUCAUAGAAUUGUACUUUGAGUUCGGAGCAUUUUUCAAGAGGGAUUUAUUAUUAUCUACUCCAACAGUUUCUUUACUUUGACUCAUGGUUGAAGCCAUCACUGUGCAAAACUGUGCAGGACUUCCAAAGUUUAUUCUUAGAGGAAUGCACUGUAACAAGCAGAGUGUAAACUGCUUUUCAAAGGAUUGCUGACAAGUGGGAAGUCACCGGACAUUCUUUUUGAAUUCGUUGGGCUGAGAUGCCACAAAACAAGCAGCAGCUGAAGAAAGCAUUCUCAUUUGGAGAGUAGGAUCUUCUGUAUGCAAAAACGAAAUGUGAUCACUUCUGCUUCUUCAGGCUUCUUGCAUACUGCUUCUAACCUUUCUUGAAGGUAACCCUGUUGCCUGCAGAAAUCUCACCUCUUAAUUUGGGGAAAGAUUAAGAGGUGAGAAGUAUUUUUGAUUUGUUGGUAUGUUUGAAAGGGUUUGAAACAGUCUCGUCACUUUCAAACAAGUUCUGGUGAAAGUUCAGUGUGGAUCUGGUUAUGACAGAAGGCAUGUAACCAGUACGUUGAGGAGGUUACUUCAGGUCAACUGAGAGCUACGCUGUACACCAGAGCUUGGGCUUGGUCUCAACACACCAACUUGAAAAACUGUCCUCCAGGAAGAUAAAUCUUUGACCUCUCUGAAGUAGCUGCCAUCAGUCGGCUGGAUUAACAGCUGUGGUGGAUGACUCUUGUGAGCUUUCUUUAUUUGAACUGACAGAAAUGGUCAGCAUGGAGAGUGAGACAGACUUGCUAUGUGACUGGGAGACGGUUCAGCACCCUGAAGGACUUCAGUAUUGUUGGACUCAGUGGGAAUGGGAGUUUGAGAACGUUCCAGCAGUAAGUGAUCAGCAAGAAAACAAAAAGGUGUUAAGCCCCACGUAUAAGCAACGCAAUGAAGACUUCAGGAAACUCUUCAAGCAGCUACCUGACACUGAACGCCUCAUUGUGGACUACUCAUGUGCCCUGCAGAGAGACAUCCUCCUACAGGGUCGCCUCUACCUCUCCGAAAACUGGAUUUGCUUCUACAGCAACAUCUUCCGCUGGGAAACACUGCUGAUGGUGCGUCUGAAGGAUGUCUGUUCCAUGACUAAAGAGAAGACGGCGCGUCUCAUCCCCAAUGCCAUCCAGCUCUGUACUGACAAUGAGAAGCACUUUUUUACCUCAUUCGGCGCGCGGGACCGGACCUACAUGAUGAUGUUCCGUCUCUGGCAGAACGCUCUCCUGGACAAGCCGUUGUGUCCCAAAGAGCUGUGGCACUUUGUCCACCAGUGCUACGGGAACGAGCUAGGCUUGACGAGUGAUGAUGAAGAUUACGUGCCCCCAGAUGAUGACUUUAACACCAUGGGCUGUUGCCCCCCUCCCUGGUGCAGGUACUGUGAGGAGAUCCCACCUGAAGAGAACGAGGCCCAGGACACGUGCACCAAAUCCCCAGAGGUCAAAAUGGACGCGAGUCCGCAGCUGCCCAAGAAAUCCUUCACCAGCAAUAACAUCCCUUCAACAGGCAGCGGCGAAACACCUGGCCAUUAUGACGUUCCACCAGAGGAAGAGUUUUCUAGCUGUCUUCCUGAGGAUCUCCUAAGUUUGCCUUUAGCAGAUAACAAGCUGUGCAAGUCCAGCGGUCCUGCACCCUCACCGUCGCUCGACUUCAACGACAAUGAGGAUCUUCCAACUGAGCUCAGCGACUCAUCGGAAACUCACGAUGAUGGAGAAGUCCAGGCCUUCCACGAUGAUCUAAACGGGAAGCAGUACAUCAACGAGGUGUACAAGUUCAGCGUGGACAAGCUGUACGAUCUCCUCUUCACCGAGUCACAGUUCAUGCGGGACUUCCUGGAGCUACGCCGCUUCUCUGAUGUGGUGUAUCAUCCAUGGAAGAAGGAAGAGAUGGGAGACCAGAGCAGAGAGAUCAUGUACACCAUCUCCAUCACCAACCCCCUGGCUCCAAAAACCGCUACAGUCACUGAGACUCAGACUCUGUACAAAGCCAGCCAGGAGGGUGAGUGUUACAUCGUUGAUGCUGAAGUGAUCACUCAUGACGUCCCUUAUCAUGACUACUUCUACACGCUCAACCGCUACAUGCUGACCAGGGUGGCUAAGAACAAGUGCAGACUGAGGGUUUCCACCGAGCUGCGCUACAGAAAACAGCCUUGGGGUCUGGUCAAGGGCUUUAUAGAGAGAAACUUCUGGAGUGGCCUCGAUGAAUAUUUUAGACAUUUAGAGCUGGAGCUGAGUAAAGUGGAGGUCGUGCUGAACGAACCCCACAGACCUUCUCCCAAAGCCAAAGUGACGCGCUCGUCCACAGUGAGGCGACACCGGAAACGGGCGGCGGCUCACCUGCGGCCACAGCACCUGGACGAGGAGCUGAGCGCCAUCACCACGGCCGAGGACGACGAGGUCAUCCAACGCAUUAAACACGUGCCAGGAUCCACGCAGACGCGGCACCUCCCCGACCCGGCUGCCGGAGGUCUGGCACUCUACAGCGUCUCCAAACUCCUGCUCAUCAUCAGCUUCGUCCUGGUGCUGCUGGUUUUCCUCAACAUGAUGCUGUUCUAUAAGCUGUGGACGCUGGAACACACCACGCAGAGCUUAGCGUCGCUGCAGGGCCUCCGAGCUCGCGACAGUAAACUUCCCCAAACGCAGAUGGAGUGGGCUCAGCUUCUGGAGUCGCAGCAGCGUUACCAUGACGACGAGCUGGAGAAGUGGCGGGAGAUAAUCAAGUCAUCUGUGGUUUUGUUAGACGAGAUGAGAGGAUCUUUGCUGAACCUGCAGAAGGGAAUCGGCAUGAGAGACGACAGCUCCGCGGCCGAGGACAAACGGAAUCGAUACCACUGACGGGUGAAGACCUCGGGCCGAACAGACACAUGGUGCAAUAAGAAGGAUGUGGAGGAACCUCAGAAGCUGCCUCACUCCUCUCCUGUCCAGCGCAGCUCACUGAGCAUCGAUUUGCAAAAAUGAACCACUUGACCCCGACCAUCCAGAUCUCCAGGGCCAAAAAUGACUCCUGAAUCGUUUGUUCAUUCAUUCAAGGACUUGUUUGAGUGUUAAAUGCACAUGCAGCCACAUCUCAGCUGCACCCCCACCCCCACUACCACCACCACCACUCUAUUUUUCUUUGUUUUUUUUUUGUUUUUUUUAAUAAAAAAAAAAAAAAAGGAUUCCGGGACCAGGUUAACCUUUGACCUAUUAUCUCUAAGUGUUACUUGAGAAAGUGCACAGGUAGGAGAAUGUGGAAAGCAUAUUAUGAAUACACACAGAUUUCUAAUUUAUAAGUAGAGCUAUAUUUGUUGCCAGAGCUACCUUUUUACUGAGGCUUCCAUGGAAAUAUCGGGGCUGGACCCCGGAGAGCUUGUGCCAUGGUGCUAAUCAUGCAUAAAUGUCCAUGUUAUAGCUACAGAUUUAUUUCUGUCUGUGUGUAGAGUAGCUUGUUUCUCUUGUUGGAACAUUAUGUUGCCUGUAAAAGUGAAAGGCCAAUCAUUUGCGGAAAACAGAAAGCGUGAUCAUUUUCCUCAAAGAUGCCGUACUGUAUUUCAUUUUGCACAAAGCAAAACUGCUUUUGUUUUUUUCCAUUUGUUGUUUAUUGCUGUUCAUCUUUAUUUCCCCUUUUUUUUAACACUGGACUGUUCAGGAUUCUGAGUUGCCAACUUUAUUUAUACUCGUCAUCCAUUCCAUAUUUUGUGUUACAUGAUUGGAUGCUGAUCAUGAAAAUCUUGUUUUAAGCUGUUUGUGUGAACUAGGCAUGUGCCGAUAUUUCUGACCUUUUACCAUAGCUUACGAAAAUCUAACGAAUUUCUAACAAUAUUGUAUUUAACAAGAAGGCAGCUACCUAGCUGUAGGUCAUUGGUGUUUGGAGGCAGUGCUUUGAUAUCUCUGAAGGUACCGAUAAGACAAUGGAUUAAACCAUCCUUUGAAGGCAGCGAAACGUCUCCAUGUUGCUAGGUUACCGAUGUACGCUUAACGAUAACUAACCCUAAACUCCUUUACCUAACAAGUAUCAUUGGGGAAAAUAUAUAGGAGAGCGAAUAUUCAGGACUACACCAGCUAUUUCUCACUGGAACUAAAGUCUCAAUUCAAAAAUAAUUCUUGAAGCUGAUUGGUCAGAAGGUGAUGAAUUUUCUAUAACAGCAGCGUUGACAGUAGUGCAGCUGUAAAUCACGGGUUUACAUUAAUGCACUGAUUUAAAUACGUUAUCGUUUCUAUAGUAACAGCUCAUUCGCAGGGACGAUCUACAUAAACAGACUAAAAAAACGUGUUUUUUUGUUCAUAUAGUGAACUUUUCUGUAAGGAGACAUUUAUGCAACAUUUCUGGAAGGAGUCUCCAGUGUCAACAACUUGUAACUGUAAAGCUGUAACUUUACGUUUUCCGACAUCUUCAGGAGUUUAUGUUUCGCAGUUUCUUGGUAACCUCCAUUUUCUUUCUUUUAGACGCUGGUGUAACAUAAGUGAGAACAGGAAAUUGUGUCUUAGACGUUAAUAAACAGAUUAUUGGCACAUGCCUGGCGCAGAAUAGUGACUGAGAGCAUGUUGAGCGACGGCAGUGUUUUCUUUCCUGCAUUUAUUUCAUUUCAUUUUGUUUUUAUGCUGCCUGAGAGAAUCGUGGAAGUAGGAGGAGUAAACUGUGAAAAAAAAAAACAACUCUAUAUGCUAGGUAGAAUUGCAGACUGUUGUGGUAUUUAUUUUCAGUAUUAUUCGCAGAAAGUCCCAGACAAGCAGUCUGUUAACGCUACCCCUGGCAUUUUAAUUUAUUUAUUGAACGAUUUCUUUUAUCCAAAGCCCUACAGCUGAGCAGUGUAGUGUUAAAGGUGUUGCUUGCAGCUUUCUGACAGUGCAGGGAUUUGACCCUACAACCUUCUGAUGACUGAACCUUAUCUCCUGAGCCUAUAUACUUUUAUACAAGCUGUGAAGAGAUCUACAGAGCCGCAGAUCCAGUCUGACCAAAAUCGGACAAAUCUCAUUUCUAACACGCAGCUUGUUGUCCAUCUCUUUUAGAACUGGUGUUGCAUGUUUAUCAUGGAAAAGUUUGGUGCAUAAAAAAAACGUUUUAGCUUGCAAUUUUUUUUCUCAAGAAAUAAUUGGAACUACAGCAUUAGCAUUCUAGCACCCUAAAGCCAUCUUUUUACUGUUUUAUAUCCACAGAUUCUUGUGAAGUGCUGCUUCUUAACUCCUCAAUCAAUCCUUUAUGUCUUGAACUGGUAAAUAAUUGGAGCAGCUCAAUAAGGAUCCAAAUAUAAUGUACUCAUCAAGAAGCAGGAUUGGAACACAGCCCAUGUUUUUUUCGUUACUUUAUCAGGUCUUUGAAUAGUCAUGGCCGUGACUGUUAUGGUCCAGUUAUUGAUAAAGAAUUACAAUUUAAUAUUUCACAGCAUGCUUCUGUACAAAUCGUAAAGAAAAGGGAAUCAGUCAGUUUAUCAGAAGGAGAGCUGCUCAUGAAUGCCAAAUACAAUCAUCACCCUCAUACUCUGGGUGUAAGGUUCUACACUAAAGCAGAAUCCAAAAAAUCCUGUUUGUGUGGGUUUUUGUUUGUUUGUUUGUUUGUUUGCUUUGCGUCUUCAUCCUACAAUCCUUCAUCCCAGCCUAUGAAAGUUUUGAGAAGUAGCUACACAACAAGUAUUAUGGCAUUGUAUUGCAAAUCGCAAACGUAUGUGCAUAAAAUCUUUCAUGUUUUUUUAUCACUAUUGUUAUUAUUAUUAUGAUUUUAAUCGACAUAUAUCGAGCUGAAAUAUUUAUACUAAUAUUAUAAUGGAUGUACAUGUUGUAUAUGUAUAGUUGCUGUGUAUAUGGAAAAGGGCUCCGGCGUGUCGCUGGCCGAAAGCCGGCAGUCCUGAAAAGAUACUUUCAGAGUAAAAAUCGAAAAGAUUUAUGUGAACAACAAAUGAGCAGAAUGAAUAAAGGUAUUUAAGAGCUGUU
Pangasianodon hypophthalmus (striped catfish) is the source of this 6324-nucleotide messenger RNA. RefSeq names its product GRAM domain containing 1Ba (gene gramd1ba). NCBI's taxonomy places the organism in Eukaryota, Metazoa, Chordata, Actinopteri, Siluriformes, Pangasiidae. The coding region runs from base 1144 to 3252 and encodes 702 amino acids. Gene Ontology annotation, cellular component: endoplasmic reticulum membrane; plasma membrane; endoplasmic reticulum-plasma membrane contact site. Gene Ontology annotation, biological process: intracellular sterol transport. Gene Ontology annotation, molecular function: sterol binding; sterol transfer activity. The record is from RefSeq and is a predicted model, not a curated record. The transcript has 17 exons.